Messenger RNA from Cryptosporidium ubiquitum, 2298 nucleotides. RefSeq lists its product as uncharacterized. Gene Ontology annotation, molecular function: protein serine/threonine kinase activity; ATP binding. The record is from RefSeq and is a predicted model, not a curated record. Gene Ontology annotation, biological process: intracellular signal transduction; peptidyl-serine phosphorylation. NCBI's taxonomy places the organism in Eukaryota, Apicomplexa, Conoidasida, Eucoccidiorida, Cryptosporidiidae. The transcript has a single exon. Bases 1 to 2298 code for a protein of 765 amino acids.
AUGGUUCUUGAUUGGUCUUUAUGCUCUACCUCUAGGAGCAGCAAUGACUCCAGAAAGAUCCAUUCAAAAACUAAUAAUUUAUCAAAUGCCAGAGAACCCAACAGUUCUUUAAAUAAAAAAGAGAUUCCUACUCGCUCUAAUGUCUCUUCCAGCCUUGGACAGGCAAUUCGAAUAGAAAACAAAAAUAGACAUCCUUUUUUAAAAAAAAGUACUUCUAGUAAAGAAACACCAAGAAUCUCCCCAGAGACUAAUCUGAAACAAAAUUCUAAGGAAAAACUUAAAGAACUCCCCUCUUCAUCAAAUAUUGGGAAAAACCUAGAGUCUGAAGAAAGAUAUUGUUGCUCUUGUAAGAAGAAGAUUUCGAGUAAAGAGAUAGAUGAAGACUCUGUAGAAUAUCACCGAAAAAUUUUUUCAUUGCGUCGAAAUGUGGCAUUGGAUGACUUCCAUACUGUUUCUAUAAUUGGUCAAGGGGGUUAUUCCAUAGUAAGACUAGUUUUUGAUAUUCAUACAGGACAUGUCUAUGCGUUAAAACAAGCAAAGAAAAACCAAUUAAUGAGUAACCAAUCCCAGUAUGAUAACCUCGAAAACUUAAUCGAAAUAGAUAUCAAUUCUUCUCAAAAGCAGGUGGAGGGAAAACAAACUUUAAAUACUGGAUUAAUGCUUAACACUGAAAUUUCAUUAAUGUAUAGUUCAGAUAGUCCAUGGAUUAAUAAGCUUUAUUAUUAUUGGGAAGAUAACCAUUUUUACUAUAUGUUAAUGGAAUAUAUGCCAGGAGGAGAUUUAAUGAGACAUUUAAUUGAUCUUCAUACUUUUGAUGAGGAGACAGCAAAAUUCUAUAUUGCUGAACUAUUGCUGGCCUUAGAUUAUUUAAAUAGCGUCCAAGGCCAUAUACAUAGGGAUAUCAAGCCAGAUAAUAUACUACUGGAUGUAGAUGGUCACAUCAAACUGAUAGACUUUGGGCUUUCCAAAAAAAUCUUUCAAAGCAAGCAAAAGCCUUUUGUUUCAAAUGCUUCAAUUAAUUCAUCUUUUCAAAGCGAUGACAGUACCAGUAUUGACCCACAUAAAGUGCUUAUUCAUGACCAAAACUUCCAUGCUGGUACCCCAGAUUACAUGGCUCCUGAAAUUCAUAGAGGAGAUCCCUACUCUAUUAGCGUAGAUCUAUGGAGUGUUGGGAUCAUAUUAUUUGAAAUGCUUUUUGGAGGACCUCCAUUAUCAGAUCCAGGACAGAAUUCGUUAAUCACAAGAAAUAAGGUAAUGAACUGGGAUAAACACUUUUAUUUACCUUCAGAACACCAUAAAUACUCUGAAGAUGCUAUGGAUUUCAUAUGCUCUUUAGUUUGUGAGCCUUCACAGAGAAUUAAAAGCGCUAGGGAAGCCAUGAAACACCCAUUCUUUAAAGAAAUUGACUUUUCCACAAUCCGCCUUCAAAAACCCCCCAUUAUACCAAAAGUCAAACAUAAAUUAGAUCACUCAAACUUUGACAAGUUCCCUGAUAAUUUGAUCACUUCCUUUUAUAACUCUGCCAAAGUUUCUGCCUCUGUUCUAAAUCCAAAUAUUUCUGAAGAAAUCAACUUUAAUUCAUGCAAUAAUAGCAGAAUACAUGGCGAAAACUUGAUUAGUGAAUUCUUUCCAAACUCCAUAGUUCCUGGAAUGAAUAAACUAAGUAUCUCACAAAAUAUUAUAGAAAAUUGCUCCAUUCCAAUGGUAAAUAGUUCAAAAAUACCAAUAUGUACUCCAAAACGUUCAUAUCUUCCUUUAAUCAGUAAUUUAUCUUCUCCUGUAUCAAACCAUACAACAGCAUCCUCCUGGAAGCAAAUUAAUAGUUCUCCAAUUUUUCAGACUCCAAGGAAACCUUCACCACUCUCUAAUAAUAACUCAAGUCCAAAUAUUUCCUUGAAUUCAAACAAACUUCCUCAAAGCCACUCAUUUUCGCAAAUUUCUGGAAAAUCAAAUCACUCUAAUUUCUCUAACCCAAUUAUUAAAUCACCAUGUAUACCUCAGCCUUACAACGCUUUAACUCACAUAGACAAGAUUUCCUCAAACUUAUCGAAAUCGACACUCGAAAACCUUAAGGCUGGAACUACAACCCCUAGCUCUGGAUUAUUCAGCCGUAACAUUGGAAGCUCUAACAAUCAUAAAUUUCUUACAUUUAAAGAAAGAAAAUCUUCUGAAAAUGUUGCAAAUAGGCAAACCCAAAAACCAAAUACUCCCCUUUUUCCUCAAAGAUCUACCAGUUCCUCCAUAACUAGAAAUAACCAAGAUAUUGUAAAUAUUCUCAGAAAAAAAAAUAUCAUUUAA